CCGCUCCCGCCCUCCGUGGGACCCGGAGGACUGGGGACCAUGCCGGAGCCCGGGCCGGACGCCUCGGGCACUGCCAGCGCGCCGCCCCCGCAGCCUCCUCCCCAGCCUCCCGCGCCCAAGGAAUCCCCGUUCUCCAUCAGGAACCUGCUCAACGGAGACCAUCACCGGCCGCCCCCGAAGCCACAGCCGCCCCCACGAACGCUCUUUGCGCCGGCCUCGGCCGCCGCCGCUGCGGCCGCCGCUGCCGCCGCCGCAGCCAAAGGUGCCCUGGAGGGCGCCGCGGGCUUCGCGCUCUCGCAGGUGGGCGACCUGGCCUUCCCCCGCUUUGAGAUCCCAGCGCAGAGGUUUGCAUUGCCCGCACACUACCUGGAGCGCUCCCCGGCCUGGUGGUACCCCUACACCCUGACCCCCGCCGGCGGCCACCUCCCGCGACCAGAAGCCUCUGAGAAGGCCCUCCUGCGCGAUUCCUCCCCUGCGUCCGGCACAGACCGCGACUCCCCGGACCCUCUGCUCAAGGCUGACCCCGACCACAAGGAGCUGGACUCCAAGAGCCCGGACGAGAUCAUUCUGGAAGAGAGCGACUCGGAGGAAGGCAAAAAAGAAGGCGAGGCGGUGCCUGGCGCGGCGGGGACGACCGUAGGGGCGACUGCGGCGACACCGGGCUCAGAGGACUGGAAGGCGGGCGCCGACAGUCCCGAGAAGAAGCCGGCGUGCCGCAAAAAGAAGACGCGCACCGUCUUCUCCCGCAGCCAGGUCUUCCAGCUCGAGUCCACCUUCGACAUGAAGCGCUACCUGAGCAGCUCGGAGCGCGCCGGCCUGGCCGCGUCGCUUCACCUCACCGAGACGCAGGUCAAGAUCUGGUUCCAGAAUCGCCGCAACAAGUGGAAGCGACAGCUGGCGGCCGAGCUGGAGGCGGCCAACCUGAGCCACGCCGCUGCGCAGCGCAUCGUGCGCGUGCCCAUCCUCUACCACGAGAACUCUGCGGCCGAGGGGGCGGCGGCGGCCGCAGGGGCCCCGGUGCCGGUCAGCCAGCCGCUGCUCACCUUCCCGCACCCUGUCUACUACUCGCACCCGGUGGUCUCGUCUGUGCCGCUGCUACGGCCGGUGUGAGACGGGAGAGGGGAGAGGGAAUGAGCACCCGGCCACCUUUCGGGGAUCCCGGAGGAGACUGGGCCGGGCCGAGGGUGCCGGGCUGUGGCCAGCGACCUUGGGCUCACUGCCUUGCCUCCCACCCCCCAAUAGCAUUUUGUAAGUAUUUGCAAUGCAUUUUCGUGCAAUUCAUUCCUAUGAAUUUGAGGCGCUUCUCCUCUUAUUUUUGGUUUUGCUUUCCAUUAAGAGAAAACGAGGUGGGGUUGGGAGGGAACGACAAAAUAACCAGGUCAAAACUUCCAAUUGAAAGUUUGUUUUUUUUAAUGUCCAGAUCUCCCCUUAAAUUUCCAUUGCGCUGUGGCUGGGGAGGGGGGGUGUUUUUACAGAAGGAAAAUAAGCGAAAAACUCAAUUUUUUAAAGUUUAUUCAUUUUUCUGAGGAACUAUUUUCAAAAUCCCAAGAGAGAAUCCAUAUCGAAUUCAUAUUUAUUUCUGGAUUUCUGGGUGUGGUUUUUCCUGCACUCCCAAUCAGUUACCCACCCCCCCAACCCCGCCGCUACGGCCCUUUCAAAAUCUGGGCGGCCAAUGGUAAGACCCUCACUCGGCUGAUCUGUGACAGUCAGCUCCAUUUGUCUCAGUUUGUGACUGAAGAAUUCGCUAAUCAAACUGUUUAAAGGGAAAAGACAAAAGCCUCAAAUCUAGACCUGUAACAGCUUCAUAUCUGGCUGGGUUGCAGUGGUCUUAUUUAUCACUUGAUUUAUUUAGUGGUAAUAUCACUAUUACUACUGUUAUCUGCUUGAGAGAUUAGUUUCUUCUUCCUUCCUCUCUCUUUUUAUUGAAAAAAAAAUACAUUUUUAUCCUCCCCGUUUUUUGUUUUUUUUUUUUUUUUUUACUUUGCAGCAACCGUUGUGCUUUGGCCUGUGCAAUAUUGUACAAAAUUUCCCUAGAGCCCCGCCCCUUCCUCCGUGGGGAUAAAGACCACCCUGCCACGGCAUGAUCAUUAAUGUAGAGGGAAGAUUAAGCAGGAGAGGGGGAAGGAAGAAAGCAAGGUAGAUAGUGAUGCUCCAGGGAGCGAGCUAGGCAGAGUGGAGCGCUUUAAGUGAAGGACAAUCAACGUAAGAGAAUCUUAACUUAUUUGAUAACUGUACAGUUUUUCUUGUAAAGUUCACCCCCAGCUCCACAGGGCCGCUUGCUCUGGUUCCCUGUUGGCUACACCUGUUGUUCUGUUGUUUCCAUUUCGUCUGUUUCCCCCUCCCUCCCUGUCCUCUGCCAGAGUUCAGUCUCUUUUUAAGAAAACAAAACAAAACUCCACAAAAUAUUGUUACACUUAAUGUUGUUGUGGAAUCGAAUUAAAGAAAAAAUAAGCCUUUCACGUU
Rattus rattus (black rat) is the source of this 2463-nucleotide messenger RNA. RefSeq names its product H6 family homeobox 3 (gene Hmx3). The record is from RefSeq and is a predicted model, not a curated record. Gene Ontology annotation, molecular function: RNA polymerase II transcription regulatory region sequence-specific DNA binding; DNA-binding transcription factor activity, RNA polymerase II-specific. Lineage: Eukaryota; Metazoa; Chordata; Mammalia; Rodentia; Muridae. The transcript has 2 exons. Gene Ontology annotation, cellular component: nucleus. Gene Ontology annotation, biological process: regulation of transcription by RNA polymerase II. Bases 40 to 1110 code for a protein of 356 amino acids.